Capsella rubella is the source of this 1174-nucleotide messenger RNA. RefSeq names its product prolyl 4-hydroxylase 13. Gene Ontology annotation, cellular component: endoplasmic reticulum. The transcript has 8 exons. Gene Ontology annotation, molecular function: L-ascorbic acid binding; iron ion binding; procollagen-proline 4-dioxygenase activity. The record is from RefSeq and is a predicted model, not a curated record. Gene Ontology annotation, biological process: peptidyl-proline hydroxylation to 4-hydroxy-L-proline. The coding region runs from base 224 to 1051 and encodes 275 amino acids. Lineage: Eukaryota; Viridiplantae; Streptophyta; Magnoliopsida; Brassicales; Brassicaceae.
UAAAGAAAAACUGAAAAAGAAAAAAAAAGAAAAAAAAAACACAACUAUGGAUAUGUCGGAAAACACAAGUACGAAUACAAAGAGAGACAAAUGUCUAUAGAGAAUCUACGUUAGAAACUUAGAAGAUGACUUAACUACGUCACCUUUACUCUCAUCUUUGUCUCUCUGUUCCCGCCGACGGAGAGAUAGUGAGAAUUCAAGUUUUUUCUUCUUCUUCUUCAAGAUGAGAUCUUAUGGCAAAGAGAAGAAGCAGCUACGGUUUCCGUACGUUUUCAUGGCGUUUUGCUUCUUCUUCACCAUCAUUUGUUUCUCCUUCUUCAAUCUCCUCUCUCAGGAACGUGUCAGUGAGAUUCCAACAAGAAGAUCUGUAAACGAGGAAACUGAAUCUUUGGAUCAUGGUUCUGUUUCUAACAUUCCCUUUCAGGUUUUAAGCUGGAGUCCUCGAGUUUCUUACUUGCCGAAUUUCGCGACUAAACAACAAUGUGAAGCUGUAAUCAGUAUGGCAAAGCAUAUGCUUAAGCCUUCUCUGGUUGCUUUAAGGAAAGGCGAAACCGCAGAGACCAGUCAAAACGUUAGAACAAGCACUGGAGUGUUCAUCGGAGCUGAUGAAGAUGAAUCCGGGCUUUUAGCUGCCAUCGAAGAGAAAAUAGCUUUAGCCACGAGAAUCCCCAGUGAUUAUUAUGAAUCAUUUAACAUCUUGAGGUAUCAGCUUGGCCAGAAGUAUGACUCACAUUAUGAUGCCUUUCAUCCAGCAGAGUAUGGUCCCCAAAAAAGCCAAAGGCUCAUGACUUUCAUAUUGUUCUUAUCGACUGUUGAAGAUGGUGGAGAAACGAUGUUCCCAUUCGAGAAUGGGAGAAACAUGAAUGGAAGCUACGAUUAUGAAAAGUGUAUUGGUUUGAAAGUAAAGCCGCAACGAGGAGAUGCCAUUUUCUUCUACAAUUUGUUCCCAAACGGAACAAUUGAUAAGACAUCUCUCCAUGGAAGCUGUCCUGUUAUUAAGGGUGAGAAAUGGGUUGCCACCAAAUGGAUAAGAGAUCAAACAUAUGAUUGACUUGUAAAAUGUGAAAAUUUUCAUUUCAUUCAUAUUUACUUGUAAAACAAUAAUGCCUAAAAGGUGCAUAGAAGAUGUUCAUAAUAAGACAUGAAGUAAACAAAAAACAAUCAUUCAAAAUAA